Volvox carteri f. nagariensis is the source of this 1338-nucleotide messenger RNA. RefSeq lists its product as uncharacterized. NCBI's taxonomy places the organism in Eukaryota, Viridiplantae, Chlorophyta, Chlorophyceae, Chlamydomonadales, Volvocaceae. The record is from RefSeq and is a predicted model, not a curated record. The transcript is spliced from 4 exons. Bases 1 to 1338 code for a protein of 445 amino acids.
AUGGAGGCCUAUUAUGCGAGCCCAGCUAGCCAAAGCGGAGAGCAGCCUGGAAGGCAGAGCUUGUUUUUGGCACCAGCAUGGCUAAUUGCCUGCGGCGCGGGGGCCAUCCUCGGCGGGUUCUUCAUGCGGGGCACCCCCUUCAGCUGGCCACUAGUCAUGCUGGGGGCGGGCGUGGGACUGGUGGGUGCCACCAUGCUGUACCGGAACGUGAUGAGGGCCCGUCGCCAUAACGACGCGAUCGCUGCCGCCGCCGCGGGUGGCGGCGGUGGCGGCCUCCCGCCCGGGAUUCUGUCAGGUUUCGGAGCUGGCGGCCUCCCGCUGACGGCUGCCGUGAGGGCGCCGAUGGACGGCGCGUUUGCGGCCGCGGGAGUUGGCGGUGUCGGCAGUGCAGCCGCCGCCGCAGCCGCCGCCAGGCGUCAGGGCUCGGUUGGGCCGUCGCCGGUUCGGCAGGUCCCCGCCGUGUAUGUCGUUCUCUUAGAGAGAACCCAGCCCUUGGAGCUGUCUGCGGUGGCGGGGGCGGCGGCGGGGUCAGACGGGACUACGGCAGCAGAUGAUUCGGCAGAUGAUUCGCAUCUUAAGUUUGAGGCCCGCAGAUGUGGCUGUAGCUGCAGCCAUUGCAACGACGGAGGCUGCAGAGGUGGCUGUAGCCGCUGCGGUGGAGGGGCCGGCCAAUAUCAUGGCGGCCAGCGGGGGCCCUUCCUGCGGAGUGAGGAAGCCGACGUGGGUCCGUUCGCGGACGCCAUCGCGCUAGGAGUAAAGCUUGCGGCGCCGUCCUCGCAUGUACGGCGUAUACGGCAGGGGGCAGCGAGUCGGGUGGUUUUGGCAGGAGAGGAAGACAGCAAUUUGCCGGCGGAUGACGAUGGUGCACGUGCGCACGCUCGGCGGCGGGGUGGUGGGGUCACGGCCUCGAUUGGGGUUGUUCCGCCGGUUUCGGACUCGGAGGGGCCGACGACAUCCGGAAUGCCAAGGGCUUCGCAGGGGACGCAGCUGGAAGGUCAGGAGGAUGGGGAGAUGGGAGAGGCGGAGGAGCAAGGUAUUUGUGGGGCGGCUGGUGUAGCCGUUGAUGAUACGGCGGCUGCGGCUGCGGCUGCGUCGCCUGGAGGAUUUGCGCUGGUGUUGCAGCCCCGGCCGCAGCUGCUGGGGUUUUCUGUACGGCUCCAGGAGGAGCUGCCGCCGCCGUUGCUGCCGCUGCCGCCCUUACCGCCGCGACAGGAUCAGCAGGCGGCGCUGAACCCGCCUCAGCCGGCAGCGGUGCAGCUCCUUUGGCAGCAACACCAGCAGCAGCAGCAGCAGAUGGUGACCGGCAAAGCGACAUGCGUCGCGCGGAUGGCCUGUUAG